Prunus armeniaca (apricot) is the source of this 441-nucleotide messenger RNA. The record is from the annotation of a GenBank genome assembly. NCBI's taxonomy places the organism in Eukaryota, Viridiplantae, Streptophyta, Magnoliopsida, Rosales, Rosaceae.
AUGGUUGAUGCUUCAUCCCGUGGAUGGCAUAAUGCUAAUGGAAUGCUAAGUAAGGCAACUGUAGAAACCAAAAUACUACCUAAGCUUCUCCAUCAUAGCUCUGGGUUUGGGUGGGAUCCAACCACAAAGAAAUUCACUGCUCCUGAAGAAGUUUGGAAAGACUACUUUAAGUCCCACCCAAAAGACACACGUAUUCAAACAAAAACUUGUGAGGGCUAUGAGGAUCUGCAAAUUGUAAUUAGGAAUGCAAUUGUUAUUGGAAGAAACUCAUUAGGAUUGGGUGAUGAUACUGAUGCAAGAACUUUUAGGGUGGAAGAUAGACAUGUUGGAAUAGAAGACUUUGUUUUUUAUGAUGAAAGUCAGGCUUUUAUGCCAAAUCAUAAUGAACCACCACACCAAGAUCCACCACUCGGACAUUCUUCUUCAUCCUUACCCUUUUAG